This is a messenger RNA of Caenorhabditis auriculariae, 2454 nucleotides long. NCBI's taxonomy places the organism in Eukaryota, Metazoa, Nematoda, Chromadorea, Rhabditida, Rhabditidae. The record is from the annotation of a GenBank genome assembly.
AUGGCAACGAAUAGCCAGCACGGUGGCUGGGCAAAAACCGCUGACGAAGAAGAUCGUGUUGAAAAACUCAUUAAGUGUGUUUCAAAAUAAUUUAUUUGAACAUUUUGUCCAAACAUUUAGAGAAUCCGGCUGUUGGGAUAACCAUUUGAAGGUUGUGGAGUGUAUGGGAGAAAAACAAGACUGGAGGAAGUGCCAGCAAGAAGUUUCCGAAAUAGUUUGACUUGAAAACAAAGUGUUUUACAGCUUCAAGAGUUUAAAGCUUGUAUUGAGAAAGGCCGCAAAGUUCCUCAUUCCGCGGCCCAACAGCCUGAAAAGGCAAAAUAAGGUUAUUAUUUUCUGUUUCUCAAGUUGAUUUUUUUAAAAUUUAGAUGGAGUUCCUCAAUCUUUUUGAAGAUGGCGACAUUGACCAAGCCGCCGACGCAUCCCAACCUUUUAUUUCCAAAUUUGAACCCUCAAUUCAUCAUAACUAUUGGUUUUUUUCAAAAGAUUAUUCAUAUUUUUCAAGGUAACCAAACUUCUGAAAAAAAAAUUAUUUAAAAGAUUUUUUUCAGUGUAGAGGAGCUUUACCAAGCUUUCGCUUUUUUUGACCGAGGAUCUUUUGAGAAGGCUUUCGAGGUUGGCUCGAAUCAUGAUUUUCACAUCCAAAUCAUACUUUUUUUUUUAGAUAUUUUCUAUCCUUUUUGCCUCAACCAAACAAAAUCGUUUUUCAUCAAAUAAUGAUGAUCGAUUCUAUUCUCAAAUGUUUAUCAAAUGUGAGUUUUUGAAAUUGUAUUAGUAGAACGUUUUAUCAUAGAUUCGUCGGGAAAAUUGUUUGAACAUGGAAAUUUUGCUCCGCAUAUAGCCUAUUCCGCGCCAGCUUGUCACCUUUUUCUUUCCGCCAAAAAGACCGUAUACCAAAUUAGAUCAAAUUUCUGCUUUUAUAACGGCAAGAAACAAAGGUCUUGAAGCGAAGCUGUUCUAAUUUGAUCUGGCCUAUUGGCAGAAAGAAAAACGUUACAAGCUGGCCCGGAAUGGCCUAUACAAGAAAAAAAAAAAAGAAAUUUGAUGAUUUAGAUGUUUUUAUGAUUUUUCCAUGGAUUCAGCUUCCUUUUUAUGGUAUUUUUCGCUUGAUUACAUCUGAGCGGUUUUUUUAAUUUUCAAAAAUGCAUUUGUUGAAGAUAAUUAAAAAAAACUUAGUUCUAAUUUUCUCACUCUUUUUCGAAGUUUUUUUUUUCAAUUUCUUGAAAUUAUUUUGGAAAGCUUUUUUAGCGGUUCUACAAAAAAUAUAGAUCAUGAAGAAAGAAAACUUUCCGGCUUUUGUCAAUUUCAAAUAUAUCUAUUUCAGUUUCCAUCGGACAAGUUCUCCGAAAGAACCUGCCUAGAGUACCUCAAAUUAUACGAAUCCUCCAUUGUCGACUACGGAGAUCAAAUCCAAUUUUUGCGCUCCAAAGCUGAAGUCCUUUCCAAGUUCUCAUCUCAUGAAGACGAGUACAUCUUUACAGUAUGCAUUGUCUCAUAAACUUGAAAUCAACUUCCGAAUUUCAGAUCUGUCUGCUGUGCAGUUUGGCAGAUUUGCCCGAGCACUGGCUUUUGUUUGUCCAGAAGCCCGGGAUGACGAAAACGAAGAACUUGAAGUUAGGAUCUCUCGUGAGAGCCUUGCUUUCCUAUGCAUAUAAUUACCAACAUUCUCUUGGAUUCGUCAAGACUGGUCUUCAAAAGAGAAUUUCCCAAUUGGAAAAACUCCUGCGAAAUCAAUACACUAAGGAUGAGGUGAAUAACAAACCAAUUAAAGUCGAGAAACCGCCAAAGAGUUUAGCCCCAAAAGCGCUGAAAUUUUUGAAAUUUUCUUUUUUGAGUUUUGCGGAAUAACUUAGAAGACGUCUCUUUUUUUUUUGAUUUACCACUGCGAAAAAAACUGAUCUUGUAUGUUUAAAGAAUUGUUCGUGACUCGGUAACUAAAGCCGGACGUUUCUGGCCAAUUCUAAGUACCACUUAAGAGUUCUGACGCUAUUAAAGUGGUCACUAGAAAUUUUUCGACACGUCCGAUCAUACGUCGGCUGGAUCUCACCCCGGGGUGCGGCCUACUCCCUCAAAUUGUAGCCUACCCCCUCAAAUUGCGGCCCACUUCAGUACACAAAAGGCUGGGAUGAGAUCCAGCUGAAGUAUGCGUCCGAUUCGCCUUACCAAGGUCCGAGUGGAUUUUUUUACAUUGCGGAGUUUGUCCUUGGAGCAGAAAUGUGUUUUUUUUAAACCAACUACAAAUGAUUUGAAAAAUUUGUUACCGAAAUGGUUCCAAUUUAAUUGCAGAUAGAGAUGGCUCGUCAGAAGAUGACUACCAAAUAUGAGCAUGUUGCCGAAAACAACGCCGCAGUCCACGAUUCUCGCCGUAAGAACGACUUCUUGAAUUUGGAUGAGCAAAAGGUCGCUGUAGAAGUCUUUAGGAGAAAGUACUCAUGGAUGUUCGAUGACUUUUAG